UUUCGUUACAGGUGCUCACUAUCACGUCAAUGCACACUUGAGAAUAGGAGAAAUAGAAAUACUAAGCAAAUCAAAAUAUUGUUUUACCACUGGAAUGAGUAGGUUCAUACACAAACUGAGGAUUCAUUUACUUUCUGUUAGUACCUGAUAUCGUCUUGAUACUUUUGAUUUUACUCAGAGGUUACCAUGAUGGUUCACCAGGGAAUAUACUUUCCACACAUUUUCCCUGGUGUAUCUUUCCCAAGAACCCAUCCUUGACCAAGCAUCAUGCCAUUUUACACAAAAGUUGUUGUUUUUUUUACACAAAGUAUCGAUAGUUUAAUAGCAUAAGAUUUUGAUCUGUCAUUCAAAAACAUAUGUGCUUUAUGAUUCUAAAGUAAGUAAUAAAUACAAUAGAGGUUAAAAACAAAACAAAAAGAACAACAUGAAACAUAAAACUAAACAAAGCCAGGGCCAAACAGGUGGGUCAGACUAAUUUUAAAGGUGACCACAGUGUCCAGUCCAGUGAGUUUCAGUUGAGGAGAAGGAAUCAAGGCUUUCCUGCACCUUAGGGACUAGGCCAAGGGAGCGUGGAUAAGGACCUCUGUUUUAUCAGCAUUAAGCUGUCCAAAAUUAUCAGCCAUUGUCUCCAAUUUUUAUUAGUAUUUAGGCAUUCUUGUAAACUAGACAUUUGUGUCAUGUUUUGAGGGUUAAAAUAGAUGUAUAAUUAAACAUCAUCUGCAUAGCCGUGAUACUGUAUACCUUUAAAAUUAUUAUCUGCUCAAAUGGGAGUCACAUACAAAGCGAAUGAAAACACAAGUUUGUUGUAUAUUUAAAGGAAGUUUUACAUUCAGUGUUAAAUAUCCACUGUCUCUCCCUCUCAGUCAAGAUUUUAAUUCUAGAUUUACUAAGUAGAAUGUGAGGGUGCAUUCAGAUGGUCAGUCUCUUGAGAGGAGCAAAUUAGCAUCUAUUGAUAUUCAGCAGCUCCUCCAGUAGCUCUCCAGGCUGUGGGGGUGGUUUUGGUGGUCAGGGGGUGGUAGAUAAUGGAUGCAGAGGCGAGAAGAUGCUCCUCCUCUGAGCUUCAUAACCCAGAGUCACACUGCUCCAGUCAGUCUGUGUGACACUGCUGAGACUGAGAGGGCCUCAGAGAUGACGACUGGCUGUAUGAGGUCGACCCUGGAGCCUGAACAUCGACUGAUGACACAGGAGAGCAAAAACUACCAGCAGGCGCUGGAGAGCCUGGUGGACAGGAAGUCAGAGAUGAAGGAUGAUAAAGAAGAGGUGGCGAAGGAGGCACUCUGUGCAGAAAAUCAGGAGGAAGACCAGCUGAAGAAACCUCGCAGAAAAGACACACCCGCCCUCAACUCUCCUCCACAUAUACCAGGAGUGAGACUGCUAAAGGCGGAGAAGCAGAUGGUCCACUCAGAGGAUGAGGAAAAGGAUGUGAAAGAUUAAAGCCUCUCUUUAACUUUUAUUUUGUUGUCAAUAAAUGUUUUUAUGUCCACACUCUCAUUAAAUGUUGACCAAACAUUUCUCUUUCA
Messenger RNA from Siniperca chuatsi (mandarin fish), 1520 nucleotides. RefSeq names its product protein phosphatase 1 regulatory subunit 17 (gene ppp1r17). Gene Ontology annotation, biological process: regulation of phosphatase activity. NCBI's taxonomy places the organism in Eukaryota, Metazoa, Chordata, Actinopteri, Centrarchiformes, Sinipercidae. The transcript is spliced from 4 exons. Gene Ontology annotation, molecular function: protein phosphatase inhibitor activity. The record is from RefSeq and is a predicted model, not a curated record. Bases 1027 to 1434 code for a protein of 135 amino acids.